Molecule: messenger RNA, 1488 nt
Organism: Striga hermonthica
Lineage: Eukaryota; Viridiplantae; Streptophyta; Magnoliopsida; Lamiales; Orobanchaceae
Source: the annotation of a GenBank genome assembly
AUGGAACCCACACUCUGUUACACCUCACUCACUCUGCUCUUCGUCGUCCUACUAAUGUUCCUCAAAAAACGCUUCACGGGGAGAAACCACCGCCUGCCUCCGUCCCCGGCGCCGGCGAUCCCCGUAGUCGGCCAUCUCCACCUCCUGAAGCAGCCCCUUCACCGGACCUUCCAGCAGUUCUCAGAGAAACACGGCCCCAUCUUCUCCCUCAAGCUCGGCUUCCGCCGCGUGGUGGUGGUGUCCUCGCCGGAUCUGGUGGCGGAGUGCUUCGUCGGCGCCAACGACAUCGUUCUCUCCAACCGCCCGCGCGUCCUGGUGGACGAAUACAUAGGCUACGGCCACACCACGGUGGCCGGUGCCCCCUACGGCCGCCAGUGGAGCAACCUCCGUCGCUUGGGCGCGGAGGAGGUCCUAUCACCCUCCCGCCUGAACGCCUUCUCGCGGAUCAGAGAGGACGAAAUCAGGAGAACUGUUCGAGCCCUAAUUUGCCAGAAUUCACAGCGCACGAACGUGAAAUUGAGGCCGGUGGUCUUUGAAUUCAUCUUCAAUCUUAUAAUGAGGAUGCUCGCCGGCAAGCGGUACUGCGGCGACGAGAAAUUGGGAGAGAGAUUUCGGGGGAUGGUGAGCGAGGUUUUCGCCUACGCACAGUCGUCUAAUCCAGAGGACUUUCUGCCAUUUUUGAGGUGGAUUGAUUACAGAGGUCUGGAGAAGAAAAUGGGUGCCCUGGGUCAAAAACUGGACGAUUUUUACCAGGAUUUGCUGGUGGAGCACCGCCGGGAGAAGAGGAACACCAUUAUUGGGCAUUUGUUGUCACUGCAAGAAUCCAACCCGGAAUUCUACACGGAUCGAAUCAUGAAGGGCUUUAUCACCAACAUGAUAAUUGCCGGCACUGACACAUCGGUCGGGACUAUAGAAUGGGCUAUGUCCCUCCUGCUCAACCACCCCCAAGUGCUCCAAAAGGCCCAAUCAGAGCUCGACUCGCGAGUCGGGCCUCACCGUUUUUUGGAGGAGAAAGACCUGCCCGACCUGCCUUACCUCAGCAACAUAAUCCACGAGACGUUCCGUAUGUUCCCGGCUGGGCCCCUCGGGGUGCCCCGCGAAUCAUCCUCCGACUGCAAGAUUGGGGGCUACGACGUCCCGCGUGGAACGAUCCUAUUGGUCAAUGCAUGGGCCAUACAAAGGGAUCCGGGACUGUGGGAUGAGCCCAUGAGGUUCAGGCCCGAAAGGUUUGAGGAGACAGAGGUGGAAACACAAAAGCUGAUGCCGUUUGGAAUGGGGAGGAGGGCGUGCCCAGGAGCCGGGCUGGGCUGGAGGAUGGUGGGCUUGGGCUUGGGCUCGUUGAUUCAGUGCUUUGAUUGGGAGAGGGUGGGUGCCGAGGAAGUCGAUUUGGCCGAAGGAGUUGGGCUGACAAUGCCCAAAUUGGAGCCGCUUGAGGCUGUGUGCAAACCAAGAGAGAUCAUGCUAAAAGUUCUUGGUGGGGAUGAAUAG